Molecule: messenger RNA, 588 nt
Organism: Strongylus vulgaris
Lineage: Eukaryota; Metazoa; Nematoda; Chromadorea; Rhabditida; Strongylidae
Source: the annotation of a GenBank genome assembly
AUGUAUGCGAAUGUGAUUCCGGUUACGGUGGCAAAUACUGCACAUCAAAAUGCCGUUUCAAGCUUUCUUCAUUUUUUUCUUUUUAUCCUGAUCAAAGUUACUCAAAGUUAUUUAGCAUGCUCUGUGGGUCUGUGGGGUCCAUCAUGUCAGAGAAGAUGCGAUUGUGAAAAUGGAGCAAACUGCGAUCCAGAGACAGGCGCAUGCAUUUGUCCUGCAGAUCUGAAUUUUUUGCUGCUUCUAGGAUACCAAGGAAAGAGAUGUGAAGAGGAAUGCCCACCUGAUCGUUAUGGCCCUAAUUGUACGGAGAAGUGCCUUUGUCAGAAUGGUGGCAGAUGUGACAAAGACGGAAAAUGCAAGUGUCUCGAUGGUUUUGCCGGCGAGUUUUGCCUCCGAAAAUGUGAGGAAGGAAAGUUCGGCGCAAAUUGCAAGUUUGAAUGCAAUUGCAAGAAUGGAGCCACUUGUGAUGCGGUAAAUGGACGCUGCCUUUGUGCUGCUGGUUUCACUGGCCCAACAUGUGAAGAUAAAUGUCCAGAUGGAUUUUAUGGCCAAAAUUGUACGCAUAUGUGCGAUUGUCUAAACAAUAACAAA